AUGUUCCCUUUGAUGAAUCGCCCUAGUAAAGAAGGUAACAAAAGAGGAACGGGCAAGUAUGGGAACAUCAUCGACAUGAACUGUGGGCCUGAGAAUAAUUUCUUCCCCGAUCUAUCCGUGAUUCCAAGGACCGAUAUCAUUUUCUUUUGUUCUCCAAACAAUCCCAUGGGCCAUGCCGCAUCUAGGCAGCAACUAAAGCAACUGGUUGAGUUUGCAAAAUCCAAUGAGUCGAUCAUAGUUUAUGAUUCCUCAUAUUCUGCUUAUAUCAGAGAUAUAAGCCCCAGGUCGAUCUUUGAGAUUCCUGGUGCCAAAGAGGUUGCCAUUGAAAUUUCAUCCCUCUCCAAAUUUGCUGGUUUUACAGGAGUGAGACUUGGAUGGACAGUGGUCCCUGAAGAGCUCAAAUACUCCAACGGAUUCCCUGUUAUAAAGGAUUUCAACCGCAUUGUUUGCACUUGCUUUAAUGGCGCAUCAAGUAUUGCUCAGGCUGGAGGCCUUGCAUGCCUUUCAACCAAUGGCUACCAGGCACUAUGUAAUGUCAUUGACUACUACAUGGAGAAUGCGAAAAUUAUGGUUGAUGGAUUUGAAUCACUUGAUUUGAAUGUGUAUGGUGGGAAGAAUGCACCAUAUAUAUGGCUACACUUUCCAGGAUCAAGUUCCUGGAGUGUAUUCACUGAAAUUCUCAAGAAAACAAACAUAGUGACAGUUCCAGGCAGGGGAUUUGGUCCUGCGGGCGAAGGGUAUAUUAGAAUCAGUGCAUUUGGCCAAAGAGAACACAUUUUAGAGGCUUCAAGGCGACUCAAAUUGUAUCUAUAUGUGCAAUUUGAUUUCCAAAAAGAUGAAAGAGGAAAGGGGGGGGGGAAUUUAAUCUCUAUAUUACAAUGA
Molecule: messenger RNA, 882 nt
Organism: Hibiscus syriacus
Lineage: Eukaryota; Viridiplantae; Streptophyta; Magnoliopsida; Malvales; Malvaceae
Product: probable LL-diaminopimelate aminotransferase, chloroplastic
Exons: 4
Coding region: 1-882 (293 amino acids)
Biological process (GO): L-pipecolic acid biosynthetic process; systemic acquired resistance, salicylic acid mediated signaling pathway
Cellular component (GO): chloroplast
Molecular function (GO): L-lysine:pyruvate alpha-transaminase activity; pyridoxal phosphate binding
Source: RefSeq, a predicted model, not a curated record